UCGGUGCGGCCGCUCCGGGCGAGGAGGCCCAGGAUGGCGGAGAGACCGGAGGACCUGAACCUGCCCAACGCCGUCAUCACCCGCAUCAUCAAGGAGGCGCUUCCUGAUGGAGUAAAUAUUUCCAAAGAAGCUCGGAGCGCAAUAUCUCGAGCAGCAAGCGUGUUUGUGCUUUAUGCAACAUCAUGUGCAAAUAACUUUGCCAUGAAGGGAAAGAGGAAAACGCUGAAUGCUGGCGAUGUUCUCUCUGCCAUGGAGGAAAUGGAGUUUCAGCGAUUUGUAGCCCCUUUGAAAGAAUCACUGGAAGUUUACAGGCGUGAACAGAAAGGAAAGAAAGAAGCAAGGAAAGAUAAAGACAAGAAGGCAGACUCAGAGGAGCAAGAUAAGAGCCGAGAGGAAGAGAAUGAUGACGAUGACGAAAGGAUGGAGGAAGAAGAGCAAAAUGAUGAGGAAGAGGUGGACAACUGAGCUUGCUGAUGAGACGUGUGUAGGGGCUGGGGUUUGUUCAGAGGGAUAUAAACGCUGUAAAUCAACCUUGCUGUGUCCCCUCUUGUUUCCAGUAGAGCUUUGUACUGUUCCUCUGCAGCCUGUCCCUUUUUGGCUUUAACUUGUACAUAGAGGACUUUUGCUAAAGCUUUUCUCGUGGAAGGACCACUCCUCCCUGUGCACGGGGGGCUUGGCACCCUCCGCAGGUUCUGAACAGACAGUACUGGGACUGGGCUUUUUGUGCUGGGUUGGCUCUGAAAUAGAGUUAAAAAGAAAUGUCGGAUGCUCAGUACAGAAGCUGGCCAGGAGAACUUGAGAGACUGUUGACUAAGCUCAUUAAACCAAGUCAGGGGCUGAAUCAAAUGGAUCAUUAACCCUUUGGGGUUUAGAAUCUACGUGAUGAUGUCGGGAGGCUUGGAAGCUGAACAUUUAAGCUUUUUAUCCAAGUGACUUGGGGUUUUUUUACUUCAUUUUCUUGCAUUCUGGCUGUGCCUUCUCUUCUUGCUGUAACUGUGACAGUGAUACUGUGUCUUUCAACCGUACCAGUCAUAUGCAGCAAUAUAGCACAAGUGUACGAGGACCAGUGGUCCACUCUGCUGACUUUCUUCCCCCAAAUCAACCUAAAUCAAAAAACUCCACAGCGCUUGUGAUGUAAACUAAAUACCAAAAGUGCUUGGUUUAUGUCUUUAAAGCCCUGGGAGACCAAGAGGAAUUUUAUUACAAAUCUGAAGCAAAAUUAGUGGCUAAAAUGUGUAUCAGGAUGAGAAAAGGGGGCUGUAUCGAGCGCUACGUUUGUUGCAGGUCAGCAGUGGGCACUGGUGGAUCGGAUGGUCUCGCCUCCUUUCCCUCCUUUGCAGAGCUGCAGUUCCUGCAGACAGGUUGCAGCACGUUUAAAUGUGGUAGAACAGUGGUGGGGCUCGGUGGGUUGUUGUUUUCCAACUCAACGGACUAAUUACAUCAAAGGUCCCUCUUUAGCCUUCAACAGUCACUCGAGAGGCGGACUGCCGCUGGGCGUGACGGGCUCCAGGAGGGCGGUGAGGACAGGACCUUCCCACUUGGGAAGGCCAGCCUUGGGCCUGUGGUUUUUAAAAUAUCCCCUUCAAGAAAGAUGGGGUUGAAACAAGCUGUAUUCCUAGUACUCCUAUAGGUUUGUUCUUUUAUACUUACAUUCUUAGUUUUGAUGCCUUUCCUUUCUCUUCUCUGAGAAAGUAUCUACUAGAAUAAGCUCCUUUUUGGGGAAAAAAAGCUUUAUUAUUUGACUGAUCUUUUUGAAGACUAAUAAACCUAAUAUGUGAACUUAACCGAGGUCUGGUGAGGGAAAUGUGAGGAAAGUUUUGGGUACGUUUAAUUAAAACCCACAACUUUUGCUGAUGUGCAGUUUUAAAAUAGCCCUUGUGAGAAAUAGUAUGUCCUUUUCACCAAAAAAUUGAUGCAGAGCUACCCACAAGAGCUACCCUGCCUUUAUGCUUUUAUGGCACCAUGGCUUUUCACACACAGAAGUCCCCAGCUCCUGAAAAGAACUGAAUCAACAAAGAUUUUCUGCUGUCUAGUUUCUACUGAUGAACAGAUGAAAAGACUGAGUUGACGAUGUCUUCCCAAGAUCUCCAACGACAAAAAAGGCCUGCCUUCUAGCUCCUUUCCCCUUUUUUUUUUCUUUUUUCCUCUUAUAGUACAUAAGUGGGGUGCAUGUUCUCGAAGGGAACAAUACCUAAAUAAAAGCCAGAUUUUUUA
This is a messenger RNA of Gavia stellata (red-throated loon), 2214 nucleotides long. RefSeq names its product DNA polymerase epsilon 3, accessory subunit (gene POLE3). Gene Ontology annotation, cellular component: epsilon DNA polymerase complex; CHRAC. The transcript has 5 exons. Lineage: Eukaryota; Metazoa; Chordata; Aves; Gaviiformes; Gaviidae. Gene Ontology annotation, molecular function: protein heterodimerization activity; chromatin DNA binding. Bases 34 to 465 code for a protein of 143 amino acids. The record is from RefSeq and is a predicted model, not a curated record. Gene Ontology annotation, biological process: heterochromatin formation; leading strand elongation; DNA damage response.